UUAUUAUUAUUAUACACAUUUUUUACUACCCGAUUUUGGGUUUAGGGAGCUUCAAAUUUUAGGAUUUAUGCUUUGAGUUUGUCAAUUACUCCGAUUACAGGUUUCUUAAUUAAGUCCCCAUCAUACGUUUGCUCAAUUAAUAACUAAAUUGUUUAUUGCAUCAAAAUCCAAUUUCUAUUCCGAAUCUUUAGAUUUUGUUAUACUCUUUUGAAAUACAUUUAUGUAGGUAUAUUUUUAGGUUUUUUCAAAUCCAAUGUGUAUAUUCAUUCAGAUUUUGUGUUAUUGUGUCUUAUUACUGUGUGAGUUAUUAUUUUUGUGAAAGAGAUAGGAUUCUUAUUUCUUACUACAUGUUUAGAGUGAGUUUGGAGGAAUCACGGCAUGCCAUCGUGAUUUUGUCAAAAACUACACUUAGGAGAUUCAACAAAAUCACAGUGUCACAUGCAAUUUAGUCAAACACACCGCCAAUCCAAUGAUUUUCAUAUCUUGAUGUGAUUGUGAAUGCUAAGAUGUUGUGUUAUAUACUUUAGAAGUUGAUCAAUUGAGUGUGUUUUUAACAGAUUGUUCUCCAGAUUCAUUCUUGAUGUGUAUGUUGUACCAAACAGUAAAAAACAUUUUUUUCUUUCAUUGUUUACAUUUUGGCCUUUGGUAGCAAAACAUGCCUGAACCUGGCAAUUUCACGCAUGAAGCUGUUACAAAACAAGCGAGAUAUUCAACUCAAACAAAUGCGAAAGGAGAUAUCUCAAUUUUUUCAGGCUGGCCAAGAGCUGAUUGCUAGAAUUCGGGUGGAACAUAUUAUACGAGAACAAAAUAUAUGGGCUGCAUAUGAAAUAUUGGAGUUAUUCUGUGAAUUCGUCCUUGCACGUGUGCCUAUAAUUGAGAGCCAGAAUGUACAUAUGCAGCCAUUAAGUUAUUUGCAUUUUGUGUUGUAUGCGUAUGUUGAUGUUGGCUACACUGAAAGACGUGCCACUCCUAAUUGCAACAUUGGAUAUAUGAUUGAAAUGAUUUUAUUGAGGCAAAAGGCAUUCACUGAUAUCCCAUGCUUUGAAUUAUUUUCAGCACUUAUUCACUUAUUUCAAUUUAGUAAGUAUUUAUUGUACACCACACACUAAAUCAUUUUUAGUCUUGAAAAUAUUUAUUUUCAGUCUGAGUUUUCAAACAGUCACACAUUUUUUUGUACAAUUUUUGAGCAAACUGUUUUACUAAUCAAACUCUAAG
Cicer arietinum (chickpea) is the source of this 1215-nucleotide messenger RNA. The record is from RefSeq and is a predicted model, not a curated record. Lineage: Eukaryota; Viridiplantae; Streptophyta; Magnoliopsida; Fabales; Fabaceae.